Molecule: messenger RNA, 546 nt
Organism: Armigeres subalbatus
Lineage: Eukaryota; Metazoa; Arthropoda; Insecta; Diptera; Culicidae
Product: cuticle protein 19-like
Exons: 2
Coding region: 1-498 (165 amino acids)
Cellular component (GO): extracellular matrix
Source: RefSeq, a predicted model, not a curated record
AUGAUGUGGAUGGUGAGCAUGUCCCUUGCGCAGCACAUGAGGCUGGAAUCCUCCCUUGUGGUCCGAGAUGUAGUCCACAAUGCGAUGGGUACCAUCAGCCUCAUCCAGAGUGUACUGUCCCUUCACGUGGUCCCCAUCGCGGUGUUCCCAGGCGCUCUUGUGAUCAUUAUCGCUCUAGUUGUUUGCCUGUCAGUCAUUGCUAGCGCUGAGUACUAUGGGCAUGGUCAUCAUCACGAAGAACACCAUCAUGCCCAUCCGAAAUACAAGUACGAAUAUGGCGUCAAGGACCCACACACCCACGACCAUAAGAGCGCCUGGGAACACCGUGAUGGAGACCAAGUGAAGGGACAGUACACCGUAGAUGAAGCCGACGGAACCCACCGUGUUGUUGAUUACCACUCUGAUCACCACCACGGUUUCCAAGCCCAUGUUCAACGCAAGGGACACGCCCACCAUCCUCACGGAGAGAGCUAUGCCAAUGUUGAUCAGCAUCACUGAUUGAAUAGAUUAGUUGACUAUAUUAAAUAAAAUGUAGGAACAUAAUAA